Messenger RNA from Eruca vesicaria subsp. sativa (arugula), 1654 nucleotides. The record is from the annotation of a GenBank genome assembly. NCBI's taxonomy places the organism in Eukaryota, Viridiplantae, Streptophyta, Magnoliopsida, Brassicales, Brassicaceae.
AUGACAUUCUCUCGCAUCUUCCGCAUCGCCGGGAAACUCCCCGGAGGCCACCAUCCCUCUCGCCAUGUCUACCGAAAAAUCUCUUCUAUCAAAGAACAGACCUCGACUCCAUCUACUCAUAAAGCUCCAAACUUUACUCCCCAAAAACCAUCCCACACUCCCCUCGAAACCCAACUCAAACUCUCCCAAGACUCCGACAAACUCUGCAAACUCCUCUCCCAAUCCACAAACCCAACAACCCCCCUCGAAACCCUCCUCUCCCAAUCCUCAAUCACCCUCUCCCCACCCCUCCUCGAAGAAACACUAAAAAAACUAACCAACGCAGGAGCCUUAGCCUUCUCCCUCUUCAGACACGCAGAGACCCACCAACCCAAUUACAAACACACAACCUCCACUUACAACUCCCUCAUCGAGUCCCUAGGCAAGAUCAAACAGUUCAAACUCAUAUGGACCUUAGUAGACGAAAUGAAAGACAAGAGGCUUUUGAGCAAAGACACGUUCGCCUUGAUCUCGAGACGUUACGCACGUGCGAGGAAAGUUAAGGACGCUAUCAGGGCCUUUGAGAGGAUGGAGGAGUUUGGUUUUACGAUGGAAAGUGGGGAUUUUAAUCGGUUGCUUGAUACUUUGAGUAAAUCAAGAAACGUUGGUGAUGCACAGAAGGUGUUCGAUGAAAUGAAAGGGAGGAGGUUUGAGGUUGAUGUUAAGUCUUAUGCGAUUUUACUUGAAGGGUGGGGUCAGGAGAUGAAUCUUUUGAGAGUUGGUGAGGUUUAUGGGGAGAUGAAGGAGGAGGGUUUUGAGCCUGAUGUUGUUACUUAUGGGAUUGUUAUUAACGCGUAUUGUAAGGCUAAGAAGCUUGAUGAGGCUGUUGGGUUUUUUGAUGAGAUGGAGAUGAGGAGUGUUGAGCCGAGUCCUCAUGUUUUCUGUAGUUUGAUUAAUGGGUUUGGUUCAGAGAGGAAGUUAAACCGAGCCCUUGAGUUCUUCGAGAGAUCGAAGAACUCGGGGUUUCCUCUUGAAGCUCCUACUUACAACGCGUUGGUAGGAGCUUAUUGUUGGUCACAGAGGGUUGAAGAGGCUUUUGAGGUUGUGGAAGAGAUGAGGUUAAAAGGGAUUGGACCAAAUGCUAGAACUUAUGAUAUAAUCUUACAUCAUUUGGUUAGAUUGCAGCGGACGAAAGAAGCGUAUGAGGUUUUUCAGAAGAUGAGUUGUGAACCGACGGUGAGUACUUACGAGAUUAUGGUGAGGAUGUUUUGUAAUAAAGAGAGGUUGGAUAUGGCGAUUAAGAUUUGGGAUGAGAUGAAAGGGAAAGGUGUUCUUCCUGGGAUGCAUAUGUUCUCUAGUUUGAUUACGGCUUUGUGUAAUGAGAAUAAGUUAGAUGAGGCUUGUGUGUAUUUUAAUGAGAUGUUGGAUGUGGGUAUUAAGGCACCGGUGCAUAUGUUUAGUCGGCUUAAACAAGCGCUUCUUGAUGAAGGAAGGAAAGAUAGAGUUGCAGAGUUGGCUGUGAAGAUGGAUAGGCUGAGAAAAACUCAACUCCUUGGCUGAAACGGGUUUUCUUCAACGGCUAUGUUUUUUUUUUCUUCUUGCUCGUGUCUUUUUGCUACAUUUUGUUUCAUCUUUUUGGAGGAGUGGAUUGUUGUGACCUACGAUCUAUCUAAAU